Messenger RNA from Morone saxatilis (striped sea-bass), 3653 nucleotides. RefSeq names its product amyloid-beta A4 precursor protein-binding family A member 1-like. NCBI's taxonomy places the organism in Eukaryota, Metazoa, Chordata, Actinopteri, Moronidae. Gene Ontology annotation, cellular component: dendritic spine; plasma membrane; cytoplasm. Gene Ontology annotation, molecular function: protein binding; amyloid-beta binding. The record is from RefSeq and is a predicted model, not a curated record. Gene Ontology annotation, biological process: chemical synaptic transmission.
GUCUGCAGCACCAGCAUCAGCAUCAGCAGUGUUUGUAAAGGCGCUUUGUGCAUCGCUAAUCCGCUCUGAUGUCACGGUGCAGGAGGAGGGGCUGAGCUCUCCGCGUUUAAUCCCGAGCAAGUUGUCUGGAGCGACAAGCCGAGCCGAGCCGAGCCGAGCUGAGCGAGCAGGCAACGGGAGCAGGGGCGAUGUGUACUGCAGCAGCCGGACCCGGGCCUCUCCUCCUCUGACAUGCAGGCUGUGCUAUGAGCAGGAUUUUCUUGGAGACAAGAGGAGCAUGUUCUGAAAAUUGGAGUCGGAUCACGCCCCAGCCAUGAGCCACAAGUAUCAGGGAGAGGCAUCCGGGGAAGCAGGUGAGGAGCACAAGGUGCCUCCGAGGAGCAGGCAGCCCAACGGGACGACCCCCGGGGAGCCUCCCGUACGUCGAUCCUGGAGGCCAUGUCAGAUGCUCAACCAGGAUGGAGAACCCAAUCCCCAUCAUCAUCAUCACCAUCACCCUCCUCACCACCACCACCACCCACCCACCGGUCGCGGACCCCCUCGGCAUCGCCGGCGGCCUCCGUCAGGGCAAGGGCAGGGGCAGGGCCAAAACCAGGCUCAGAGUCCUGGUCUGGUCCCGGCGGUGGCUCCUUCCAAGCCGGAUGGAGGAGAGAGUCGAGACACUGAGCCUCGUCCAGUCCAGCAACCCCGCCCUGCUGUGGCCCGUUACCGCCGUCAUGGCGACCCUAACCCCAGGUUCAGAGGUCACAGACAGAGACGACCAAUCGGAGAGACGAAGGACUCUUCACCUGGUGCAGAUGAGAGAGAAGUUCAGGCAGAAGUGCAGGUACAGCAACACUCGUCAGAUGAUCCUGUAAUGGACCAUUCGCAGGACAGGGGACCUCCUCACCAAACCCCCGUUGCUGUUGUCACCCCCACCCACCUCUCACCUGGUCCUGCAACCCAUAGCAUGCAACUGCACCCCCGACACACUCCUCCUGCUGAGGCGGAGGAAGAUCUCCAGGACUGUAAAGGGGAGUGUGAAGAGGAACCUGAGGAAGUUAAGGAGAAGGACAAAGAACAAGAACAGGCAGAGGAUGAUGGAGAUUGCCAUGACGACAUGCAGACAGUGGAUGACGAAGCUGAGGACCGUGUGGAGAGGGUGGAGGAGGAUCAGGAAGAAGUGAUGGAUGACGUAGCGGAGGACAUUGCAGCUCAGGGAAGUGAAAUCACUGAUCUCUGCUCCGACACGGAGAGUGCCGCCUCGCUCAGUAUGGACGGACCUCUCCACAGCCCACCGCCCCUCCAGUCACCAACUCCUCCUUCAUCCCCAGACGUUCCACCCUUCCCCCAGCUUGACCACUUCAGUGAGGACACCAGUUUGAGCCCUCUGCCUGACACCGACCUGCUACCUGAAGAAGAAGAUGAGGACGACGAUGAGGAUUGCUCUGAGUCGUGCUCGCUGUCUCACUUCACUUCCAGCUCUGAAUCUUAUCCAAAAACCUAUGCAGACUUUUAUUCAGAGUCCCACCAAAAAUCCUACCCCGAGCCUGUUUACGAGUCGUACUCAGAGCCAAAAUCCCAUCCUAACUCUUUUCCUGAGCCCCUUAAGACCUCCUACCCCGAGUUACACAGAGAACCUCGCAGGCAAUCUGGUUGGAGGACUGAGCCUAAUGAGGCCCAGCAGGAGUCCCACCAAGAGCCCUUUACCAGCCAUAGACAGGAGAAUGUACAAAAAGGGGCUCUGUCCUCCCCCACCAAGGGCUCCCAUUAUUCCACAAGGCAGGGUAGAGACCGCGGUUCCCAUCACUCCCCUCUGGACCGCUCAGUUGGCUGCCGGCUGCACCACUACGACGAACAGUCCGACGGUGAGGGGGACAGCGCCGAUCAAAGCCCCGUUCCCAAAAGUUGCAGGCAGGCACCUAGACAAGCAGAAACCCAGGCCAAGAGCCCUUCGUCUAUGCAGAGCGGCUCAGGCGAGGCCCAGGAGGAGUGCAACACUGUGGCCUUCCCAGGGGAGGAAGGCUCGAGGGGCUCAGGAGACGCCAUCAGCCUGGCCAUUAAAGACAUUAGGGAGGCAAUUGAGGAGGUGAAGACUAAGACAGUGCGCUCCCCCUACACACCUGACAAGCCUGUGGAGCCGAUUUGGGUGAUGAGGCAGGAGGUCAGUCCCACAGAGGACGUUUACCCUCUGCAGACUACAGCUGACCAUUUGCCUCCUCACUCCCCCUCACAGUCAGUUUCUGAGUCUCCGUCCCGCUACGCUUCAGUUCCAGCUCGGGAACCGGUAAGUCCGCUGAGAGUUGAGUCAGCCAGAGCGUUUCCUCCUCAGCAUUAUCACCAACAGCAGCCCCAACACAACCAUCCCCACCACCAAGGCCACCAUCCACAGCAGAGGGACAACGCGAGGCCGCCUCAGACAUACACAAAGCCACAACCGUAUGCACACGUGCCGCCUAAUCAGCAUCAACAACGUCAACAUCAGCAUCAACAACAGAUGCAACAUCAACAACAGCAUCAGCAGCCUCCAGCUCAGCAGCCUCGUCCACAAGUUCAGCCACUGACGCCUCCACAGCCGCCGUCUGUCCAGGAGAUUCGCAGAUCUCUUCCUCAGUUUCCAACGUUUGUGGAUGUCCCGGGACCAUGUGAUCCUGAAGACCUUAUUGAUGGCAUCAUCUUUGCAGCAACCUACCUGGGCUGCACCCACCUGCUGUCAGAAAGGACACCCACAAAGAGUGCCCGAAUGCAGCAGGCCCAGGAAGCCAUGAACAGAGUACGAGCUGCUCAGAAGCAGGCGAAGAACAGGAAAAAGAGCCCCGACGGGGAGGCUCCGUCCACUGCUGAGGUUGAUCUGUUCAUGUCAACACAGAGGAUCAAAGUCCUCAAUGCAGACACUCAGGAGUCUUUAAUGGACCUGCCACUGAGGACGAUCUCCUACAUCGCUGACAUCGGUAACAUGGUGGUGCUGAUGGCCCGGGGGAAGAUGGUGCGUUCCCGCAGCGCACAGGAAAACCUGGACCACACAGCUGAGCAGACCACCAUGACCCACGACGACAGGCGGCUGUACAGGAUGAUCUGCCACGUGUUCGAGUCCGAGGAUAUCUGCAGCCUGAUGAGAGGAGGAAUCGCUGAGAGAGGAGGCGUCCGCGUCGGCCACCGCAUCAUCGAGAUCAACAGCCAGAGUGUCGUGGCGACGCCUCACGAGAAGAUCGUUCAGAUUCUGUCUAAUGCCAUGGGAGAGAUCCACAUGAAGACGAUGCCUGCAGCCAUGUACCGUCUGCUGACAGCACAGGAGCAACCUGUCUACAUCUGAACACACUCACAGCAUUACUCUAUCUUUACUACUGUCCAUCCAUCCUUUCAGUUGUUUUAACCACCUUUCUCCUCUCUCUAUCCUGUUUGAUAUCACUUGACUUGCCUUAAUCUGUACAGUACACUGUCAUGUAAACAUGUACAUCUACAGUAUGACAGCAGAAAACAGAUUAUCUCACUAGGCCGAGUGUUAAUGUGACGUGUUAUGUUCGACCAAAGAGAAAUCGUGGAUUUUAUUGUGUGUAUUUAGGUGGCAAGCAGAGUAAAUAUUACCUUUGGUUAAAUAGCUGUAAUAUCUGAAUGUACUCUAAUCAUGUUGGACCUAUACAUUGUCAGGGCGGAGGUCAGGUUAAAGGGGAAUG